AUGCAUAGCUCCAUAUCCCUCCUCUUGGUAGCUGGUCUACUAGCUCUCCUCCCAUCAGUCAGACCGGCAACUGUCAGCUACACAUUCAACAUUGGCUACUCGGCUGCAAGUCCCGAUGGAGUCAACAGAACAAUCAUCACGGUCAACAAUACAUGGCCUGCACCUGACAUACUCUUAAACAAGGGUGAUCGAUUGAUUGUCAAGGCUUACAAUGGAUUGGAUAUGGCUACCUCCCUGCACUGGCACGGCAUACAUCAAAAGGGAAGCCAGGUCAUGGAUGGGGUCUUCCAAACUACACAGUGUCCCAUCGCUCCUGGUCAAUCAUAUACCUACAACUUUACUCUGGAGCAAUCAGGAACAUAUUGGUGGCACGCCCAUCUUCGAGCUGAAUACGUCGAUGGAUUACGAGGUGCUUUGAUUGUUAAGGACCCUACCGAUCCAAACUUGGCAUUGUAUGAUGACGAUACCAUUGUACUAAAGCUCUCAGAUUGGUAUCAUAAUCAGUCUGAAGCCUUGUUGACCGACUUUUUGUCAUCAAACAAUCCUGGAGGUGUAGAACCAGUCCCUGACUCGGGCCUCAUCAACAACCUUGGCGUGUAUGCUUGCACUUCACCUCUUUACGGCCUGCCUUGUGCUGAAGGAAGUCGAUACGCAACACCUGCACUAGUUCCUGGUCGCAGAUAUCGAAUUCGAAUCGUCAACACUGCCGCUAUUGCUACAUUCAACUUUUCGAUCGAUAGUCACACUAUGACAGUUAUUGAAGCUGAUGGAGUUCCGGUGACUCCGACAGUUGUGGAUCAAUUGGAGGUUACUGUUGCUCAACGAUACUCGAUCAUCCUCACUGCUGCUCAACCAGCCACUAAUUACUGGAUACGAGCAACCAUGGUCAAUGCCAUGUUUGAACUCAAUGAGUUCUUAGAUGUCUUUAUUGGUGCUGUCUUACGGUAUCAAGGAGCUCCUCUUGUAGAGCCUUCUUCUUCACUGCAAGAAGACAAUCGAACAUAUACCAAUGUAUUGAACGACUUUAUGCUGGUGCCAAGCACGCCUCAAACUGCUCCUGCCACAGUUGUUAGUAGCACGACGUUUGGAUUCAGUUUCAUGACGACCUACGAUGGUGAUAAUCGAGCAUUCGUGACUUUAAAUGAUGGCAACCAGCUAUCAUACAUGUUCCCUCACACGCCGACGCUACAAACUCUAGCGGCAGGUCUACCACCACUAUAUACCACCAAUCCGAUAAACCUGACUGCAAACACAGGUUCCGAAAUCAUAAUCAAUAAUCUAGAUGGAGAAGACCAUCCCUUCCAUCUUCACGGACAUUGGUUUUGGAUUGUAGCUGAAGGUCCUGGCACCAUGACAUCUGGUAACUUUACUCCCAUGACGAAUAACCCACCAUUGAGAGAUACACUGAUGGUCCGUGGUAGUGGAUGGAGUGCUAUCAGAUUUAUCGCUGACAAUCCAGGAGCAUGGAUGUUCCAUUGUCACAUAGAAUGGCAUCUUAUGGCUGGUUUAGCCGCUACAGUCAUUGAACCAUACCCAAAUAAUGCAUCUUGGGCCUCGACUCUUAGUCUACCAGCAGAGUUCGUGCAAUUAUGUGCUUCAGCUAGUGGAUACGUACCAACUGGAUUAGAGCCAAUGAAAUAUCCGAUAAUUAUACCCGAUACAUCCCAAGGAUAUGCUGGUCUACCUGGCUCAACACCAUUGCUAUGGGAUGUCAGUGGAUGUUGUAAUGAAAACAGCAAUGGAUUCUUCCAAGUCUUGUCCUCCUUGACUGGAUGGAGAGCUCGCCCAACUGCAUUAACUACUGGUGUAUACUUUGGAUAUUGGGUGAUUGUAGCUCUCGCCUUCUUGUUUAAACGACUCAAGCACCAGUAUAAACGUGCCCGUAAACAGCACUCUAUGCGUCCACAUGAUGAAGACAGUGAAUCAGCUGAUGAACGAGUACCGAUAAUAUCUGAUGGAGCCAAAUCACCUAUUACACCCACAUCUCUUCAGGGCUCUCCGGGAUUCUUUUCUACCGAUGACUCUCAAGCUACUAUGAAGGCUGACCAUGAGCAAAGUGUAUCAGUUGCACCGAACUCACCAAGGAUUAGUACGAGAUCUAGUUGGCCAGCUGGACAUAUACAGGUAGACACUAGUGCCAAACCUCAAUGA
Synchytrium microbalum is the source of this 2151-nucleotide messenger RNA. RefSeq lists its product as uncharacterized. Gene Ontology annotation, molecular function: copper ion binding; oxidoreductase activity. The transcript has 6 exons. Lineage: Eukaryota; Fungi; Chytridiomycota; Chytridiomycetes; Synchytriales; Synchytriaceae. The record is from RefSeq and is a predicted model, not a curated record. The coding region runs from base 1 to 2151 and encodes 716 amino acids.